GUUGUGGUGUUUCUGGAUAACAGGGCAAAACAUUUCACAUCUCUUUUUGGUAUUGUUGACUAUGGACUAAGCUUUGAAAAGAUUAUAUUUCAAAGACCUGGAGAGCUUUCAAAUUUUAGCUCAGGGUCAAUUCAUGCAAUUGUGUUUGAGGUAGAUGAUAGAGAGACUAUUGGGGGCUCAGCCUAUGGGGGUCAAAGAGCUGUAUGCUGCACGGCAGAUCUUGCAAAACUUGGAGUCUGUACACAAGGACAAAUCAUUCACCGCCCAUCUGCUAAUAAUCGAGGUUGGCCUCAAGUAUUUGGUGUAUCAUUCGAUGUUGAUAAGGUGGAGACUAUUCUGCCACCAAGAUUAAUACAGAUUACAAAAUCUGGGAUGUACAAUCUGUAUUUUAUUCAUUGCGAUCCAAAUCUCAAAGAGGUUGUUGUCAAGGGGAAAACCAUCUGGAAAAAUCCUACUGGUUACCUACCUGGUAGAAUGGCACCGCUUAUGAACUUCUAUGGGUUCAUGUCUCUUGGAUUUGUGGUUCUGGGGAUCUUCUGGUUUUCACAGUAUGCAAGAUACUGGCAAGAAGUUAUUCCAUUGCAAAACUGUGUGACACUUGUAAUAACAUUGGGAAUGUUUGAGAUGGCAUUGUGGUAUUUUGAUUAUGCUGAGUUCAAUGAAACUGGAGUCAGACCAACUGGCAUCACUGUAUGGGCAGUCACCUUUGGAACUGUGAAACGCACUGUUUCCUGGCUGAUCAUCCUGAUGGUUUCUAUGGGUUAUGGUGUUGUUAGACCUACAUUAGGUGGUCUUACAUCAAAAGUUCUUAUGCUUGGGGCAACCUUUUUUGUUGCAUCUGAAGUGCUUGAGCUAGUCGAAAAUGUUGGUGCCAUAAGCGAUCUCUCAGGAAAGGCUAGACUGUUUUUCGUGCUUCCUGUGGCUAUUUUGGAUGCUUUCUUCAUUCUUUGGAUAUUCACCUCCCUCUCUUCAACCUUGAAUAAGCUUCAGGCUAGACGAAUGCUAGCCAAACUAGAUAUUUACAGAAAGUUCACAAAUGCAUUAGCUGUUGCUGUUGUUGUGUCUGUGGGCUGGAUUUGCUAUGAGCUUUAUUUCAAGUCAAAUGACAUAUACAAUGAGCAAUGGCAGAUCGCUUGGAUCAUUCCUGCCUUCUGGCAAGUCUUGUCUUUCUCCCUCCUGUGUGUCAUCUGUGCUCUUUGGGCUCCAUCUCAAAACUCAAUGCGAUAUGCUUACUCCGACGAUGCAAGUGAAGAGUUUGACAAAGAAGAUUCUUUAACACUCAUUAAACCAUCCCUACUGACCUCAAAAGAUCUUAGGAGUCCUUCUGAACUCAGAUCAGCAGAAAGUGGCAAUGUUUUAUCCCAUGGAGAUCCUGAGGAAGACAAGACUGAGUAA
Messenger RNA from Fraxinus pennsylvanica, 1395 nucleotides. NCBI's taxonomy places the organism in Eukaryota, Viridiplantae, Streptophyta, Magnoliopsida, Lamiales, Oleaceae. The record is from the annotation of a GenBank genome assembly.